Vanrija pseudolonga is the source of this 4484-nucleotide messenger RNA. RefSeq lists its product as uncharacterized. Gene Ontology annotation, biological process: deadenylation-independent decapping of nuclear-transcribed mRNA. NCBI's taxonomy places the organism in Eukaryota, Fungi, Basidiomycota, Tremellomycetes, Trichosporonales, Trichosporonaceae. Gene Ontology annotation, cellular component: P-body. The transcript has 5 exons. The record is from RefSeq and is a predicted model, not a curated record. Gene Ontology annotation, molecular function: protein binding. The coding region runs from base 1 to 4398 and encodes 1465 amino acids.
AUGGACAACCCCCUGCUUGCAAUCUUAAAGGCGGGUGGCGGGCCCACCGGCCAGCAGCAACAGCAGCAGGGCAACGCCAGCGCCAACGGCAACGGCAGCAACGGCACCCCGCCGCCCGCCGCGCCGUCGCUGCAGGCCGUGUCGAUCGACGACUUAUUCAAGUCGAUCUCGCAGCCCGCCUCGCGCUCCGUCUCGAGCUCGACCGCCCCCGCCCCCGCCCCCGCCCUCGCCCCCGCCCCGCCCAACCCGCAGGCGUCCAAGCUCCUCGGGUUACUCGGCGGCGGCCUCGGCGGCAACGGCGCGGGCAACGGCAUCAGCCCAGCACCCACGCCAGCAGUGAGCACCAUCACGCCCUUACCGCUGCCGCUGCCCGGCCUCGCGCUGCCCGGCCUCUCGCCGGAUGCUGGCGCCGCCGCUGCGAACGCGAACGCGCCGGUCCACACCCCGUCCCCUGCUGGCGAGGAGCAGAGCCGCAAGAACUCGCUUUUGAACGCGCUCAAGUCGCCCGUCGCCGCGCCCGCUGUGCUGGACGCCGCCGUCGCGCCGAUCCAGCCAUCACCGAUCACGAGCGCGCCCGUGUCGCCCCCGCCGCCCGUAGUCGCCGCGGCACCGCUCACCACCCCGCCACCCACCGCUCCGACCCCCUCCAAGUCGAUCUUUGACUUUGUGUCUCCCUUCGACGCGUUCGGGCCGCCCAAGCCGCGCUCGCAGGUGACCUCGGCCGCGGCGACCCCGGCACCUCAGACCCCAUCCCCGGCACUCCAGUCACCGGUUGUGCGGGAGGUCGCGGAACAGCAGCAGCAGCCGGUGGUGGCACCCGCGUCUAUUGCACUUCCGUCGCCUGCGGCGACAGAGCAGACUGAGCCCUCUGCCUACGAUGAGGUCAAGGCCCCGCUGCCAUCGGCACCGACGCCACCCGUUGGCCCGACGCCGAACUCGGUGGCACGCAAGGCGUCGGCCCAGCAGGCGCACGUCCGCAAGGGCUCGGGAUCGACAACGGCCACGCCUUCCCCUGCGGCCGCAAAGGGCAAGACUGAUCUUGGCCUCGUCUUCAGCAAGCUCGCAAAGGGCGCAGAGGGCACGGGCCCACGGUCGCUCACGGCCGCUGAUACCCCUCACAUUACGAUCGACCUGUCGAGGCCCAACCUCGACGCUGUGGUCAACCCUCCUGGCACCCCCGCCGUCCAGCCUUAUACCAUCAUGCGUGCCGACCAGGUCGGCUACCACCGUGGCCGUACCGUCGGUGUCGUUGGAGCCAGCUGGGUGGCGUAUACCCUCGCACGGGGCCGCAUCAGACUAAUUGACCUGGGAUCGGGCGCCCGUGCCAUCUUGCAGCUCGAGGCCACGGGCCCGAUCAUCGACCUCGCGGUGACUGCCAACGGUGUAGCUGUCAUUGGAUCAGACGGUGCUGUCUCCGUCUUCCGUGUCCCCACAUCUUGGGCGAAGAAUGACCCUCCUUGUCCUCUCAUCUUCCAGCUGGGCCCGGUGACUUCUGACCAGGUCGGCCCCGAGCACUCGAUUGGCGACAUCAACCGAGUCGAAUGGGUCAAGCGUGAGGGUGCCGACUGGCUCGCUAUUGGUGGUACCGAGGGUGUCGCUAUUCUCAACCCUUCGGCAUACGAGGACAAGCCCAAGGUCAACGCGCGCGAGGCCCUCACUUCCACUCGGGUGCUCAAGACGGCCCAGCCUGUUGUUUCGUUCUGUCUCAAUGCUACGAACCAGGCUAUCGGCCUGCUCUCGACUUCUGGCUACUUCUGCCUCUUCUCGGUCGCCAACCUCAACCGAGUGUGGCACCGUCAGCUCCCUACCUCGGCGCCAAACGUCGCCCCGUCGUCGGUUCGUUUCUGCGAGGCCAAUCUGCUUGUCGGCCGCGGCAACGACACCAUUCUGGACCUCGUCCAGAUUACCGUCGAGCUCGCCGUCCUCUCUACCAUCAAGUUUGUCGCCCCGUCUCCGUCUCCACCCGCCCUCCACUUUGCUCACGCCGAGUACGAUUCCGACAAGUCGACGCUGAUCGUCGCGCCGUUUGCUCGUGGCAGUGUCUACGCCUUCCACUACGCGCUCAAGGGCAAGCAGCCGCUUCGCAAUGUGGCCUCGGCCAAGGUCGCUGCGUACGACUCAGUGGCAGAGUACCCUCUUGAGCCGGUUCUCUCGUUCGUGCUCAACCCCAGCGAUGGUGCCGACCUCAGCCUUGUGUACGCGACGCCGUCCGGCAUCAACCAGGCGCAGUUUGAGGCAUCGGUGCUUCCUGGUGGAGCGGUGCAGGCGACGCCUACGCCGACGCCUCCGCAGCAGAGCAGCCCAAAGAAGAAGGCCGCUCCUGUGGUCAAGCAACAGGCUGAGCCCAUGGCCAAGCAGGUCAGCAACCAGAGCUCGGCUGUGCGUGAGGCGCCGGUCGCUGGCGUCGCUGCCAUUGCGGUGGUUAACGAUGCGACCCCUGAACCCUCCGCUGGUCCGAUUCCUAUUCCCGACACAUUCGUUGUUGGGUCUGGUAUUGGCCUUUCUGCCCUCGACUUGCAGCGUGCCCUGAAGAAGGUAUGUAAAGAGGCAACGCGUUUGCUGACGACCCAGACCGAGGAGCGCCUGUCCAACCAGUUCCGCACUGCUGUCCAGAAGGAGGUUGCCCAGCUGUCGUCGCGCCUGGACGCGGACCGGGAUCUCGCCGCGUCCGUCGCCGGUGCCGUCUCUGAGCACCUCAGCGCCCAGCUUCCCAGUAUUGUACAGCAGGAGCUGAAGCGCACGCUCCCAACCGCGAUUGCCUCACUCCACGCCGAGGUUCGCCAGGUUGUCGGCGAGCGUGUACCGCCAGCUAUUCACCAGGCACUGCAGACCGUGAGCCGCGACAUUGCGACGGCCGCGCAGCCAAUUGUAGGCCGUGCCAUUGCACAGACUGUCCAGCCCGCUGUCGCCCAAGCUGUGCAAGACAGCGUGUCAAACGCUCUGGUUCCUGCCCUGGACGAUGCCACGAACCGAGUGUACGACCAGCUGGCUACCGACCUCAAGACGGAGAUGGUCCAGAUCCGCAAGGACGUUGGCGAGGAGCAGAACGAUGCGCUACAGGCGACGAAUGCGCUGUUAAGGAGUAUGGCGGGGACGAUCAGCGAGCUGCAGAAGCAGGUCGCGUCGCUGUCCGCCCAGCUCGCCAGGUCGCCCUCACCUGCUCCUGCUCCCGCUCCUGCUCCUGUUCCUGUUCAGGCGGCACAGGGAUUCCGCGCUCCUCCAGCUGCGACCGUGCCGCCACUUUUGUCUCCUCCCCCACCUCAGCACCACCAGCCACGACUCAGCAUCAGCGGACAGCUCGGUAGCCAGCUUGGUGGUGGCGCUCCCCCACAACAGCAAACGUCCUCGCCCGUACAGCUCGAGGACGCAUUCCUGGCGGCGCUGCACCAGCAGACUGUGCAGUCGACGCUCAAGCUCGUGGCCGAGUACGCCUCGCGGACCGAGCAGGUCCUGCCGCAGCCGCCAAACCGCAGCCCGCUGUCGCAGGCCGUGCUGCUCACCCUUCUGCACAGACUCUCCGCCGCGCUCAACUCUGGCGAGCUGUCGCCUCACGACCAACUGUACCAGACGGUUGUGUUGUGGGAGCACCGCGCCGUCGUGUUGAUCGACCCGCAUGACCCGGCCAUCUCGCAGUACUUUAACCGUGUGGCGUCGCUGGUCGCGGACGCUCUGCAGAGUGUGGUCAACCGCCUGGUGCAGACCGGGCCCAUGUUCUCGGGACACAUUCAGGCGCUGCGGCACACUGUCGACCUGCUGAGCGCCAAGGCGGGGGUCCUGUACAACCACAUCCGCACCGUCGCCUUCUGGCUCGACGCUUCCCCGGCCCUCGCAGACCUCGGUCUGCCCUUCCGCGCCGGCCUGGACGACAUCAUCUCCCUCGUGCCGCUGUACGGCGACAUUGCGUCCGGCGUGCUACAGCUGUACGCAGUCUACCUGUGCUUCCUGUUCGGCGCGCCGACCAUCACACUAGGGUACAUGGUGCUCAACGUGAUCCUCGACGUGCUGGUCGGCAUUGUGCCGCUCAUCGGCGACGUGCUAGAUAACCUCUUCAAGAGCAACCUGCGCAACCUGGCGCUGCUGGAAGCAUACCUCCUCACCGACGCGCGCGCUGGGCGCUGGAAGAUCCUCCUGAUGCCCGAUACGGCCACGUACAUCCCUGAGCCGAAGUCCGAGCGCGACGGCCGCAAGUGGUCCGCUUGGUUCGGGAUGGGGGACGGCGGCGAGGCAAGGGAAGAGAGGGAGAGGGAGCGCGCGACGGGGCAUGUUAGGAAAACUAGGCGCAUGCGCAAGGACGAGGCCAAGUUUGCGUUUGGGCGCGAGGGGCCUCACUCGGCCAGAGCGAGCGGAAACGGCACGCAACACGACGCCGACGGCGUGACCCCCGAACCGCUCGACUAGAGCGAUGUGCUGGCUAAAUAGACACGACAAGGCGACGGCCGAGGCACGACGACGACGACGGCGACUCUCCACGCACCAUACACGGG